Molecule: messenger RNA, 1176 nt
Organism: Histoplasma mississippiense
Lineage: Eukaryota; Fungi; Ascomycota; Eurotiomycetes; Onygenales; Ajellomycetaceae
Exons: 2
Coding region: 1-1176 (391 amino acids)
Biological process (GO): double-strand break repair
Cellular component (GO): site of double-strand break; nucleus
Source: RefSeq, a predicted model, not a curated record
AUGAAUUCCUCCGCCACAACGACCACCCCUCAAACCUCAGCCCCCGUCAGCAAGUUCCGUUGCCUCUUCUCCCCCGAUAUCCGACGCAAAGCGAAACGAUGGGAUGAUGGCAUCCUCCGCUAUCAUUCCUUCAACAAGCGGAUCAUGGUCUACGAUAUCCAGAGUAAUUUUAUCGGAGAUCUACAUUGGCGCGACGGGGAGGGGCUUCAUGACGGUGAUGAAUUGGAGCUGGAGCAAGGAGUGCUUGUGCAGGUGGGCGAGUGUGUGGAGCAGACCCUGACAGACUUGACGGAGCUGUUGGAGAAGAGGAAACAUGCGGUCACCUCCUCUCCCACAAAGGCGUUCUCGCCAGACGCCUCGUCUCGCCCAGCACUUUCUGCUCAUGGUAACAUUGUGGCUCCGAACUCGUCGGGACGACUGAAGUCACUGAACGAGCUGUUAGGUAUUGGGCGGGCGCGAAUUGGAAGGGCUGCAUUGCCCUCGAAGUCACCCUAUGAGGAGCGGCAUCGUGCCAUUCGUCCCGACAAUAAUGGUGCUGAUACGGCGAAUACGGAACGCGCCCCAAAGAGGCGGAGAGUAGAUAACCGUGAACAGGGAUGGGAUGUUGAUAGAUCAUCAUGGCAGAAUCUACUUUGUGACUCCGGCUCGCACUCCUCUGUGUCAGCGUUUCAGCCAGCCAGGGAUCUGGUGCGUAACAGCGUUUCCACUUCGUCCAAAUCGUCGUCAAACGACAUCCCCAAAAUAACGAACAAGGGGGACAGAUCGAAAUCGCAAACCAUCAUCGAUUUCGGUAACUCUCCUGGAUCUGUCAAUAUUCUCAGGAUGGCCAUCGAAAAGCCUCGAAAGAAACUGAUGUACAAGGAUUUACUCGCCGCACAGGCCAGGCACCGCCCCACACCCAGGUCUCAACAAAACUCAAGAGAGAAGCAGAACAGUAGCUACUCUUCAUUUCAUACCAUCAACGUCAACACUACGUGCCAUCCAAGAAGCCGAACCUCCGCCAUCUUCACAAAAGACCAAACCCAUAAACCAGUUCUUCCAGAAAAACAGCAACGAUGCACCCCCCAUCACAACCAUAAAGUCGCAGAAGGAGGUUGCUCCAAGCCCAGUAGCUCAAGCCCCACAAACCACUACCAUGGCGUGCAACAUAGAAAACCCUCCCCCAAAAUCCCAUGA